AUGGGGAGAUAUAGCAACUCCGCUGGCGACUUGGCCGGGAAAAAGGAUGUGGUUAGUAAGAAAAAGGGAGGAAGGAAAAAGAGGUGGAUCAGUAAGGAAAAAACGUGUGUUGAGAGAAACAGAGAAUUGAAAAGAAAUAUUUUUCCAAAAGCAUUACCGUAUUUCACUUGUUCUUCAUUUUCGGUAACCCAAAAUCGUCCCGAUUAUUCACCGAAACACAAAACCGAUUUCAUAUCUUUGAAGUUCGUUGAGUCCAGGUCACAAAUAUCCAAGGUUCAUUUCAUUCCGGCGUCGUUUCACCGAUCAAAAGCGACGUUGAAGUCAGGUACUCACGAAGGCAGCCAGCACUGCGUCGGUGACAGUUUCCAGCUUUCGGUCGAUCAUUUGGACGAUCAGAAGUUCAUCCUCUUCACACAAGGAAACAUGGAUUUUGGACGGAGAAGUGUGAAAAGGUACAAUCUCAUCAAUCCAAAGAUAGAUGAACUAAAGAAACUGGUUUCUUCGAUCGCAGAUCCUAUUGGUUUCAGAGACAAAUAUGGGGCACUUAUAUCUUUAUUGACACUUAGGAUGGAAGAAGGGUUAUUGCAGACAUUAGUACAGUUCUAUGAUCCAGUCUAUCACUGUUUCACAUUCCCAGACUAUCAACUCAUGCCUACAUUGGAAGAGUAUUUUGAUUAUCAUUCUGAGGUUGGUAAGCCUGUUGCUGAGGAUGAUGUUGUUGAUGUUGGUACCGCUGAGUUGACCUUCUCUACUGUUGUUGAGGUUGAGUUGCUGGAAUAG
This is a messenger RNA of Lathyrus oleraceus (garden pea), 780 nucleotides long. RefSeq lists its product as uncharacterized. The record is from RefSeq and is a predicted model, not a curated record. Bases 1 to 780 code for a protein of 259 amino acids. The transcript has 4 exons. Lineage: Eukaryota; Viridiplantae; Streptophyta; Magnoliopsida; Fabales; Fabaceae.